Molecule: messenger RNA, 5558 nt
Organism: Pundamilia nyererei
Lineage: Eukaryota; Metazoa; Chordata; Actinopteri; Cichliformes; Cichlidae
Gene: astn2
Product: astrotactin 2
Exons: 23
Coding region: 1-4089 (1362 amino acids)
Biological process (GO): neuron migration; neuron cell-cell adhesion
Cellular component (GO): endosome; membrane
Molecular function (GO): protein binding
Source: RefSeq, a predicted model, not a curated record
AUGGCGAGGAUAUUAGUGCUGCACCUUCGCGUCCUUCUCGUGGGUCUGUUAUUAACAGGCUCCUUGACUGUCCAGGCAAACAGAGGGGCGACAUCGCCUGACGAGGAAAGGGACAGGGAGAGCGACACGGAGACGCCAUGUGAGGUGAAAACCGUCACCGUUUCAACCCUGCCCGUACUCCGGGAGAACGAAUUCAGCUUCACCGGCGGAGCCUCGGGGAACGUGGUCGGAGGAGGGGGUGCUGCUGAAGCAGGUGGUGUUGGUGGAGGAGGAACUGGAGGAGGAACUGGAGGAGGAGGAGCAGGAGGAGGGGGGGAAUCCAGACUUCUAUUAUUCGUUAGAACAGACCUACCUGGGCGAAUUUCCGUAAUGGAUGAUCUUGACAACACGGCUCUUCCCUACUUCACACUCGAGAUGUCUGGUACUGGGGAAGAAAUUUCUCAGGUACAUUGGAAGCAGCAGUGGUUGGAAAAUGGGACACUGUACUUCCAUGUGUCCAUGACUGAGUCUGAGCUUUUAGCUCAGACCACACAACCUACUGCCCGGGAACCGGCCCACGUGCUGCAUGAACACAUGCAUCUGCUACACAUCUCAGUUAUGGGAGGCCUCAUAGCACUCCUCCUCCUAAUCCUCCUUUUCACCCUUGUGCUGUAUACCCGCCAUCGAUGGUGCAAGCGUCGCCGUAUCCCCCAAAAGAGUGCAAGUACCGAGGCCACACAUGAGAUCCACUACAUUCCCUCCGUUCUGCUCGGACCGCAGGGCCGUGACAGUUAUCGGGGUUCUCGAAGCACACACCAGCAUGGCAGCUCUGUCAUUGGAAUGCCUAUUCGUGAGACUCCAAUUCUUGACGAUUACGACUGUGAUGACGAGGUGGACGCAGGCGGGCACUCACUUAACUCCACACCCAACCAGAUCCACAACAAGCUUAGUGAUGGGAAGGUCCUAGAUGACUAUGGAGUUGGCAUCCAAGGACAUCCAGAUAUGAUGUGCAAAGAAGACGAUAUUAAGCAUAAUUUUGACAAACGAGCCAUUGACCCAAACACCGAGUCAGUCGAGGAUUUGAUGCAGAGAUUCCAGGACAGUUUCCGUGUUCCCAACACUCCAACAGACAUGUCUCACUACCAGCAUGUCAUGCACAGCUCGUCAACAGGCCGCCGGAGGGUCCUGAGCCACACCAGAGAGGCUGGAGGUGUGUUUGGUCCUCAAGGGGAAUCGGGAUCAGAGCCUGAAGAUGACAACCAAAUGAAGUUUUACACAGAGCAGCACAGAGGACGAAGGCGCAGCAAAGGCCAUCCACACAGUCCUCUAAAUAAGGUCACCUUGACACUGAUUACUAUCAGCACAUGUGUCAUUGCCAUUGUCUAUGCUACGCAGGAUUCCUGCCCCCUCACUGUUAAGGUCACCCUCCAUGUGCCAGAGCAUUUUGUUGCGGAUGGAAGUAGUUUUGUGGUGAGCAUGGGCAGUUUCUUGGAUGUUUCUAAUUGGUUAAAUCCAGCAAAGCUAACUCUCUACUAUCAGACCAAUUCAUCCACACAAUGGGUCCAGGAUUACUGCGGCCAGAGGACCACUGAACCCUGUGAGCAGAUUUGUGAUCAGGACACAGGAGAAUGUAGCUGUCAUGAGGGUUAUUCCCCUGAUCCCGUUCAUAAGCAUCUCUGUGUGCGCAGCGACUGGAGUCGCAACGAAGGUCCAUGGCCAUAUGCUAACUUGGAGAAAGGGUAUGACCUAGUUACAGGAGAGCAGGCCCCGGAGAGAAUCUUCAGAUCAUUCUACAGUCUGGGCCAAGGGCUGUGGCUGCCUGUCAGCAAAAGCUUUGUUGUGCCACCGGUGGAACUGUCAAUCAACCCCAUUGCCAGCUGUAAGACAGACGUGUUGGUUACGGAAGAUCCAGGGGAGAUCAGGGAAGAGGCCAUGAUGUCCACAUACUUUGAAAAUGUAGAGGACCUACUGGCAUCUUUUGGACCUGCCCGUGACUGCUCUAAAGAUAAUGGUGGCUGCAAAAAGAAUUUCAAGUGUGUGUCUGAUCGACAGUUAGACUCAUCUGGGUGCAUGUGUCCUGAGGGGCUGAGGCCAAUGAAGGAUGGCUCAGGUUGCUAUGACUACUCCAGGGGCAUUGACUGUACGGAUGGCUUCAAUGGAGGUUGUGAACAGCUGUGUCUCCAGCAGCUUGUGCCCCUUGAAGAUGACCCAAGUUCCAGCAACGUACUCAUGUUUUGCGGAUGCGUACAAGAGUACAAGCUGGCAGGCGAUGGGCGCUCCUGUCUCCUGCAGUCAGACAACUGUGAUGGACCAAAAUGCCCUAAGCAGGAUGUCUACUUCAAUGACACCCUGUUUGGUGAGAUGCUGCAUGGAUACAACAACAAAACCCAGCAAGUCAACUUGGGACAGAUAUUCCAAAUGACCUUCCGGGACAAUAAUUUUAUUAAGGACUUUCCUCAGCUUGCUGAUGGUCUCAUGGUUAUUCCUUUACCGGUAGAGGAACAGUGUCGAGGAGUCUUGUCAGAGCCCCUGCCCAACUUGCAGCUACUCACAGGGGAUGCCCAGUUCAGCGAGGCUGUUGGGUACCCUAUGGUUCAGCAGUGGAGAGUGCGCAGCAAUCUGUACAAAGUCAAACUCAGCUCUAUUACCCUAGCUACAGGCUUUUCUAAGGUGCUGAAGACACUGUCAACAGAGAGCACACGUGACGAGCUGCUGGCUUUUCUUCAGCAAUAUGGCAGCCAUUAUGUAUCUGAAGCCCUGUAUGGCUCUGAGCUCAGCUGCAGCAUUUACUUCCCCAGCAAGAAGGCCCAGCAGCAGCUCUGGCUGCAGUACCAGAAAGAGGCAACAGAGCAGGGUAUUGGUGGAGGCGGGCGUCGUGAGCUGAAGUCACUUCCCUUCAUCAGCUACCUGUCGGCGCUGCAGAAGAGCCAGCUUUUAUCUGAUGACAUGGUGAAUGGUGUGGAGAUCCGCUGUGAAGAAAAGGGCAGCUGUCCAGCUGGCUGCCACCUAUGCCAUCACCAGGCCAUGAUGGGCGGAGUAUCGGGAAGAGGCCGCACUGGUAACAGCAGGACUGGUGAACAGCCUUCCCCCAUCCCUGUUCUGCUGGAAGUCAGUCGCGUCGUGCCCCUUUACAGCUUGGUCCAAGACAACGUCACCAAAGAGGCCUUAAAGAGUGCCACAAUGAGCUCAUACUGGUGUGCUGGAAAGGGCGAUGUCAUCGAUAACUGGUGUCGCUGUGACCUGAGUGCCUUCAGCAAAGAUGGCCUGCCUAACUGCAGUCCCCUCAGGCAGCCGAUUUUGCGCCUAUCCCCUUACCUGGAGCCCUCAAGCACAAUGGUCGCCCUGGAGUGGAUGGAUGUGGAGCCUCUGAUUGGCUGCAAAGUUUCUGACUACAUCAUCCAGCACAAACGAGUGGAGGAUCCCUCAGAGGCAGAGAUCUACACAGGUGAGGUCCUGAGCUUGAUGGAUGAUCUGUUUUCUGGUUUGGGUUCGUCCUGUGUUGUUGCUGGGAGGAGGAGUGGAGACCAUCCCCACUCUGUGCUAUAUUCAGUGGUCUUCAAGUGCCUGGAACCCGACAGCCUCUACAAGUUUACUCUCUAUGCAGUGGAUAGCCGAGGUAGUUACUCUGAAUCAAGCUUUGUCUCAGUACGGACAUCUUGUCCAGUGGUGGAUGACACGCGAGCAGAAGAAACUGCAGACAAGGUGUACAACUUGUAUAAUGGCUACACCAGCGGCAAAGAGCAGCAGAUGGCCUACAAUUUGCUGAUGGAGAUUCCUCCUCCACUGCUCUACAGAGUCCAGCAUCACUACAAUUCUCAUUAUGAAAAAUUCGGAGACUUUGUCUGGCGUAGCGAGGAUGAGCUAGGCCCCAGAAAAGCCAACCUCAUAUUACGUAGGGUGGAGAAGAUUAGCCUCUAUUGCCGGUCCCUCCUGCGCAGCACCCACAUCCAGAGCCGCACCGACACCAUGGCAUAUGUCUACUGCCGGAGUGAAGAGGCACGACCUCCCACCAAUAUGUGGCAUGGCUCUUUACAUGACAGUCGCACUGCCUGCAUGGAAAAGCUCAUUUCUGUACAGCGUAACACAUACAGCAGCACCAAACUCCGAUGAGACAGGAGUUACGAAAUGAGCAGUUCGUCUUUUGUUUUUUUCUUUUUUUUGCAAAAUGACAUCACUGAUUGAUGUACCUCUUCAGUACACUCUGCAGCAGUUGCCUCCCACUCGACUGUUGCAUUUUGCAAAUCGAUUGAGGCUGAAAGAAAAAAAAAAACUCUCACAGGACUUCAUUCACUGGACGUUGUGUUAAAGCUACCGAAAAAAAUAUUUUUGUGUGGCCUACUUUUAUUAUGAGAAAGAAGAUUAUCCCAGAAAAAAAAAUCCCAGAACUGACAUAUUUCUCCAGUGAUGCCAGUGAUUGCACAUAUCAAUGAGAGACUGCAGAGUGAACAUGUAAAAUAUUAUUCAGACAAAAGAAAACUGGUUGACUUAAAUACUUUGAAUGUAAAAUCAUAGUUCCUUUUUGGUGCUUUGAAGCUUUCCUGGUACACUUAAAAGAAAGAGGAAAAAAAGGAAAUAUCCAUAGUAUAACUUAUUUGCCUUUACUACCUUCAUUCGAAAGGAGAAACUGAACUGUGUUAAAGCCAAAAUCACUUACUUGUUUUUAAGUUCGCAUUAAUUAAGAAGAAUAACUACACUUUGCUUCAGGAAUUUAAAAUCGUUACGUGAGAAAGCAUGUAGUUUGACUUACAUGACCUUCGAUUGAUUCACUUGAAACAGCAAGGACUUGUGUGGUAACAGGAUUGAUAUUUGCCUAGUGAAAUUAUUAUGCAAGACGGAGUAGGUGGCAUUCAGACAUUAUAUCCAGACUUUUGAGUUAGCUUUAAUUUUAUUGCUGAAAUGAAUGAAUCAUUUUCUUGUAUGACUUUCUCGAACUGCAGUACCUAUAGCCAUGUUAUAUUACUUAAGUAAUAUAAGACUAUUAGUAUUAGUAUAAAGAAUUCUGAUACCGGGGCGGUGGAUGAAAUCAAAUCUUAUAUCUAGACUUUUGUAAGUUCAUGUAAUGUGUUUGUAAUCUAAUGAUAAGUUAUUGCUUGUGACUGAAACACGACUUGUCAUUGUAGCAUAAGUCCUGCAAAUUGGAAAUAUACGAGACGCAUAUAAGAGAAGCAGUAACAGACCUAAGAUUAUAUCAGAUCUAAAGCUAAAACUGAAAAUGUUAACUGGUUUUCAAAAGUUCUGCCCUCACAGCAGAAUUUAUAAAUUUUUCAUAUUCUUGUUUUUGCAGAUAAAUAUAGCAAGCGUGAUAAUAAAGCAGUAGAUCUGACCAACAUUUUCCCAACAGUAGAAAACAGGACAAUUACUGCUGACCCACAUGUAAACAUGAGGUACUGUACACUGAAAUGUGAAGAAUCAGUGAUUGUAGGAAUCACAUGUGGUCUGUUUAAUCUUCUUGUUUUUCAGUCCAAUAACAUAUCUUCAAAGCCAUGGAUAUUGUUUAACUGAAGAUAAACAAUGCCUUUUCAAUAUGUUCAUCUCAUGUUGUAUGAAUUGUAAUAAUAAAUUAUUAUAUUGUAAAUUUU